Molecule: messenger RNA, 6834 nt
Organism: Closterium sp. Naga37s-1
Lineage: Eukaryota; Viridiplantae; Streptophyta; Zygnematophyceae; Desmidiales; Closteriaceae
Source: the annotation of a GenBank genome assembly
AUGGCAGUAAAGGGCACAGCAGCUGUCAUGCCACGAGAUGGUGAGGUGGUGCUUCUCGGAGAGGAGGUGCUGUGCGAGCCCAAGGGCACAGCAGCAGUCAUGCCAAGGGAUGGUGCUGCUGUGCGAGGUAGCAUCCUAACCACAUGGCUCUCGCCAUGGCACCCCAAGGACGCAGCAACAUUCUCGCCAAGGGGUGGUGCUUCUCAAAGGGGUACUGUGCGAGGGCGCCACGGCAGUACGGUACCCUCUCAGCUGCCUGCACUGGCGUGGGAGGAGCGAUGCAAACAGCCGUCACCUGGCGAGGAGCGAAGCAGCAACGCAAGCAGAAGCAACAAUGGGAAGCAUGGCGGUAGUAACAGCAUCAACGUGCAUGCAGUAGCACUAGAGGGCAGGAGGGGAGGAGGGGAGGAGGCAGAAAGGGAGGGACGGAGGGAAGAAAGGGAGGAGGAAAGAAGGGAAGGAUGGAAGGGGGAAGCAGGGACGGAUACAAGAGAGGGUGCUGUGCGGGAGAGGAUAAUCAGCACAUGGCUCGCAGCAUGGCUCGCCCUGUCAGUAGACCCAAGCACACAGCAACAUUCUUGCCAAGGGGUGGUGCUUCUCAUCGAGGAGAUGGUGUGUGAACCCAAGGGCACAGCAACAGCCAUGCUCCAGGUUCAAGCUCCAGGUCAAGCCCAGCCGCACAGCCAAUACCACACCCUCUUUAGACAACCUCCGUGUGUGCCUCCUGCUUUGAGCUGCCCCACCGGCCAGCAGCCCCUCUGCCUCCUGUGCUGCCUGCGUGCUCUGAGCUUCUCAAUUGGCCCCUCUGCCUUCCGCCUCAGAGGCAAGGGCGUCGGCAAUAGCAGCAGUAGCAGUAGCGAGGUAGCGUCGUCGGACGACUGGCGGCGCGCGUUGGCGCGGGUGGUGCCGGCGGUGGUGGUGCUGCGCGUGACGGUGGUGCGCGCGUUCGACACGGAGUCCGCCAACUCCAGCUACGCCACCGGCUUCAUCGUCGACCGCCGCCGCGGCAUCAUCCUCACCAACCGCCAUGUCGUCAAACCCGGCCCGGUGGUGGCGGAGGCGAUGUUUCUGAACCGCGAGGAGGUGCCCGUGCAUCCGAUCUACCGCGACCCCGUGCACGACUUCGGGUUCUUUCACUUCGACCCCGCCGCCGUGCAGUUCCUCGAGUAUCAAGACAUCCCGCUCGCGCCCGAGGCCGCCGCCGUGGGGCUCGAGAUCCGCGUCGUGGGCAACGACAGCGGCGAGAAGGUGUCGAUUCUCGCCGGGACCAUCGCGCGGUUGGAUCGCGACGCGCCCGUGUACAAAAAGGACGGAUAUAAUGACUUUAAUACGUUUUACUUGCAAGCCGCGUCGGGGACCAAGGGCGGGUCGAGCGGGUCGCCCGUGAUCGACUCGCGCGGGUGCGCCGUGGCGCUGAACGCGGGCAGCAAGUCGUCGAGCGCGAGCGCGUUCUUCCUUCCGCUGGACCGCGUGGUGCGCGCGCUGGGCGCCAUCCAGGCGUGCUUCGCGGAGAAGGAGGGCGGCGGGUUCGUCGUGCACACGUGGAGCCCGCCCGUCGUCACCCGCGGCACCCUGCAGGUGACGUUGAUUCACAAGGGGUUUGACGAGACGCGGCGGCUGGGGCUGAGGCGAGAGACGGAGGCGGAGGUGAGGCGCGAGGCUGGGGCGGCGGAGACGGGGCUGCUGGUGGUGGACUCGCUCGUGCCGGGCGGCCCUGCUGAAGGCAGCCUGGAGCCCGGAGACAUCCUCGUGCGCGUCAACGGCAAGGUGCUCACGCAGUUCCUAGCGCUGGAAGCCAUUCUAGACGACGCUGUGGGCGGCACCGUGACGCUCGACGUGGAGCGCGGCGGCGCGCCCCUCUCCCUCGCCCUCACAGUGCACGACCUGCACGCCGUCACGCCCGACCGCUUCCUCGAGCUCUCAGGGGGCGUCCUCCACGCGCUCUCCUACCAGCAGGCGCGCAACUUCCGCUUCCCCUGCGGCCUCGUCUACGUCUCCGAGCCGGGCUACAUGCUUUCCCGCGCCGGCGUCCCCCGCUUCGCCAUCAUCCAGAAGCUUGCAGACCAGGACGUGCCGGACUUGGAGGCGUUUAUACGCGUGUUUGCGGGGUUGGAGGCGGGGGCGAGAGUGCCGAUAGAGUAUGUGACGCAUGGGGAGCGGCACCGACCCAAGUCGGUGCUGCUGCUGGUGGACCGGCAUGCGUGGUAUGCGCCGCCCCAGAUGUACUGUAGGGAUGACUCCACUGGGCUCUGGCGCAUCGCCUCCGCGCUCCCCCCUCCUCCUGCUGCUGGCGCUGCUGUUGCCGAUACUGGUGGUGCUGCUGCUGAUGGUGCUGCGGCUGCUGAUGGUGCUGCUGCCGAUGGUGAUGGUGAAGGCAAGAAGGAGGAGGAAGGGUCGAAAACGGGAGGUGCGAACGGAGAGGAGCAGCAGAGGGGGGAGAAGAGGGCGAGAGGAGAGGAGGAGGGCGAAGGGGAAGGAAGCAAGAAGCGCAAGGCAGAGGAGACUGCAGUAGUAGCUGAUGGGGGCGAGCCCGCUGCUGCUGCUGCGGAUGGAGCAGAGUCAGCAGCCAAGCCAGCUGGCACGAGCUCAUUGGUUGAGAGUGCACUGGAGCCCGCGUUUGUCAUGAUGGAGGUGCACGUGCCAUCGUCAGUGAUGGUGGACGGGGUGCACGCGCAGCACUUUUUUGGCACGGCGCUCGUGGUGCACCACACGCCACAGCUGGGGCUCAUCGUGGUGGACCGCAACACCGUCGCUGUUUCUGUCUCUGACAUCAUGCUCUCCUUCUCCGCCUACCCUGUUGAGGUCCCCGGGGAGGUGGUGUUCCUGCACCCGGUGCACAACUUUGCCUUUGUGGCGUACGACCCGUCAGCCCUCGGAGCAGCAGCAGCGGCGGCAGUGAAGCCCGCCACGCUCAAGCCCUCCCCUGCCUUACGCCGGGGCGACCGAGUGCACCUGGUGGGGCUCAGCCGCAGCCAGGCCGUCACGUCCCGGCAGUCCGUGGUCACGAAUCCCACCGCCACGCUCACCGUGGGCGCUGCUGACUGCCCGCGGUACCGCUCUAUUAAUAUGGACGUCGUGGAAAUCGACACGGACUUCGGGCAGUCCUUCUCGGGCGUGCUGGCGGAUGACUCGGGCGCUGUGAGAGCCCUCUGGGGCUCCUUCUCCACCUUCCUGAAGUACGGCGAUGGCGGAACGGACGAUCUGCAGUUUGUGCGCGGGCUGCCCAUCUCCUUCAUCUCCUCCGCCCUCCACCAGAUCAUCCACGCCUCCCCCUCCAAGCCCCUCCGCACGCUCCCACCCACCACUCCCUCUCCCACUCCCGCUCUCCCCACCGCACCUCACGUCAAAAGCAACGGCCUGGCAGGAGAAGCAGGCGAGGGGACAAGCAAGGCAGAGGUGGCGGAGGAGGGAGACAAGGCCGGUGAGCAGCAGCAGCAGCAGCAGCAGCAGGAGGCGGGGGCAGACAACAGCCUGCUGAUGAACGGGCGGCUGUGGGCCAUGCCGCGCAUGCGAGUGCUAGAAGCAGAGCUCGCCCCCAUGCUGCUCUCCAAGGCCAGGAGCUUCGGCCUCUCAGAGCACUGGGUGCACGUGCUGGCGAGUGCCGACCCCGUGCGGCGGCAGGUGCUGCGAGUGAAGGGCACCCUGGCGGGGUCUGCUGUGGCUGGCGUGCUGCAGCAGGGCGAUAUGCUGCUCGCUGUCAAUGGCCGCCCCGUCACGUGCUUCGCUGAUGUGGAAGCGGCCUGCUGUGAGCUGGAUGCAGGGCUGGUGGCGGGGGAUGGGGGGAGUGGCGGGAGAGAGGGCGCUGGGAAUGGGCAUGUGAGUGAGACAGGGAGCAGGGAGCCUACCGGUUCGGCGGCAGCAGGAGGAGAGAUGACUGCAACAAAUGGUACAGCGGAGGCUGCAGUAGAGGCACCAGGAAGUGCAGGUGGAAAGGAGAAUUUAGGGAAGGCCGCAGCAGCAGGGGAGGCAGCAGCAGCAGGGGAAGCGGGCCGGGCGUCAUUGAGUCUGACGAUACUGCGGCAGGGCAGGGAGCAGCGGGUGCAGGCGGGCACGGACGUGCGGCACGGAUUCGGCACGACGCGAGUGGUGAACUGGGCGGGGUGCCUCGUGCAGGACCCGCACCCUGCUGUCAGAGCCACCGGCUUCCUACCCUCGCAGGGCCACGGCGCUUAUGUUGCCAGGUGGUGCCACGGCAGCCCAGCGCACCGCUACGGGCUGUACGCUCUCCAUUGGAUCGUGGAGAUCAACGGCCGUCCUGUGCCCGACCUCGAUGCACUGGUUGCCAUCAGCCAGGUGAGACCAUAUUCACAGUUGCAGGGAAAUAUGACAGAGUUGCCGCUCUGCCUCCCCUUCCUCUCUUCCUCUCUCUCAUCUCGUCCACCAUUUUGUCAUUUCCAAUUCCCUCUUCCAUCGCCACCCCUGUCCUUCCUCUGCUGCUCUCCCUCUCUCCUUCACCCCUCAAACCCCUCCCCCGUAUUUGUUCUCUCAGGGGCUGGAGCUUCAUAUUUACACACACAUCCCCCUCUUCCCCUCCCCUUCCCUCUCUCCGCGUGGCAGGAGUUGGAGCACGGGGCGUUUGUGAGGGUGAAGGUGGUGCAUCUGAACGGCAAGCCGCGGGUGCUGACGUUGAAGCAGGACCUGCACUACUGGCCCACCUGGGAGCUGCGCUUCGUGCCCAGCACCGGCACCGAGUGCUCCGAAAGUCUCCCGCCGGACGAUUCCUACCUAUCAUCGUCCGCCACGUCAGCGGCCCCGUCCGGCGCGGUGUUCGGGUCCGUGUCUGACGUCAGUGGACCAAUCCUAUCUGUUUCCUCCGCCACUGUCGCCCGCGCGGGUGCGGCGGCGGCGCAGCAGGAAGCGGCGGAUGGCGCAAAACCGAGCCGGGAAAAGCAGGCGGGCGCGCCGGGGCGGGGGGCGGCCCCCGGGGGUGGAGGGGCGGGCGGAGCAGCGGGGGCGGCGGGAGGGGCAGCGGGCGCGGGGAGGUCGCCGGCGGACAGCAGCAGCAGCGCGGGGGGGAGUCCGCGGAGUGCGGGGAGCCUUGGCGUGCGGGGCGCCGCCAAAGCCGCCUCCGCUGUGGUGCCCGCGUCCCUACCCACGGUGAUGGCGGGGGGCAAGAAGGUGACGUCAAAGGCGGAGAGGCGCGCCGUGCAGGAGGCCCAGCGCGCUGCCAAGGCCGCUGCUGCUGCUGGUGGUGCUGGCGGCGGCGGUGGUAAAGGUGGAAAGGGCGCAGGAGGGGCAGGUGGAGGAGGGGGCAAGGGUGGGAAGGGGAAGGAGGGCGGGCAGCAGGGCGGAGGGAGGAGGGCAAGCGGGGAAUCCGCUGCAGUGUCUGCUGCCGGGACGGGGGGAGGGGACGCGGAUGGGGGUGGGCGCAGCAGCAGUGGGAGCGUGGCUGGCGCACAGAAGGGCGGAGGAGGCGGUGGGGGAAAGGGAGGGGGAGGGCGGGGAGGGGAGGACGGGCAGCACAAGUCGAGCUCGCUCCGUGGGGGGUGGCAGCAGCUGAUGGCUGACGUGGCAGCAGUGGAUUCGUCGCUGCGCGUGGAUCUGUUCCGGCACCUGCCGCAGUUUGACCGGGCGGCACAGAUUGCUCUCGUGGAGGCGCGGCUGCUGGACGAGGAGGACUCCCCACUCUCCGUGCACCCUGCUGUCUAUGAGGUGGGGAUGCGGUUCCUACAGCAGGAGCAGCGCCUGCAGGGCGGCAACGAGCGGUGCCUGGCCAUGCUGCACGCGCUGCGCCGCCUCUUCCUCGACCACCGCGUCCCGGACAACCGCCCCCCCAUCCGCGACCUCACAGCGCGCCUCAACGCGCACGUCGCCUUCCUCAUCGCGUGCCGGCCGCUCUCCGUCGGCAUGGGCAACGCGGUGCGAGCGCUGAAGCAGUGCCUCACGCGCAUGGGCGCGGACCCGGGUGUGCAGGAGGGCGCGGCGCGCGCGGCGGUGGUGGCGGAGAUCGACCGAUUUGUGGCGGAGAAGCUGGUGUUCGCCGGGCAGGAGGUGGUGCGCCAUGCCGCGGGGAAGAUUCGUAGGGAGGGCGAUGUGAUUCUCACCUUUGGGUGGUCUGAACUCGUGCUGGAGGUGCUGCUGUCGGCAGCGCGAGCGGGGCACAGGUUCAGAGCCAUAGUGGUGGACUCACGGCCGCACCUGGAGGGCAAGGAGAUGGUGCGCCGCCUGCUCACGGGCGGCAUCUCUUGUCUGUAUCUAAGGCUCAACGCCGCAUCGUACAUCAUGAAGGACGUGACACGUGUGUUCCUGGGGGCGGCAGCAGUACUGGCGAACGGGGCAGCGUAUGCGCGGGUGGGGACGGCAGCGGUGGCGAUGAUGGCGCAUGCACAGCGCGUGCCGGUGCUGGUGUGCUGCGAGUCCAGCAAGUUCCACGAGCGCGUGCAACUCGACUCCAUCACCCACAACGAGAUCGGCGAUCCACAAGUGCUCAUCAGCACGGGCGUCUCACCGCUCUCACCAAUCUCACCGCUCCCAUCGGACGCACCAGAAGCAUCAGAGGCGGCGGAGGCGGCACCGUUGCAGCACUGGCAGAGCACACCCAACUUGCGCCCCCUCAACAUCCAGUUUGACCUCACCCCAGCAGACUACAUCACGGGCAUUGUCACCGAGAUUGGCGUGCUUGUCUCCCCCGUGCAUGCCACCUCCCAAUGUGCCACCUCCCAAUGUGCCACCUCCCAAUGUGCCACCUCCCAAUGUGCCACCUCCCCAUGUGCCACCGCCCCAUGUGCCACCGCCCCAUGCGCCACCGCCCCAUGUGCCUGCCUGCGUGCCUACCAGGUGCCCACAUCGAGCGUGCCUGUCAUCCUGAGAGAGUGCCGCAACCAGCCCUUCUAG